This is a messenger RNA of Oldenlandia corymbosa var. corymbosa, 396 nucleotides long. NCBI's taxonomy places the organism in Eukaryota, Viridiplantae, Streptophyta, Magnoliopsida, Gentianales, Rubiaceae. The record is from the annotation of a GenBank genome assembly.
AUGACGGAUAAUGCCAAGUUGCGGGUUGGUAUAUUUGAUGGCACUGCCACAAAAGUAGACUGCAGUGGUAAAUGUAAUGGUUGGCGCCAAGAUAAAGAUAAAGUCAGGAAGAGCACACUCAAUUGGCCAUUUGAGUUGCAUGUACCGGCUACGUUUGUCAAAACUCACCUAGCCGGGGAGGAAGGAAAGAUCAAAAUUGUGAUAGAAGAAGCUCAAUCUGAAAAGGAAUGGAGUUUUCUGCUGGAUGUUCAAGGGAAUCUUGGAAAGAUUUCUGGCAUUGCUUGGAAAGAGUUGGUGCAACAGAUGGACAUUGACAGGGGUGAUUUAUGCGCACUGGAAUGGGUCAAAGGGGAUAACCUGUUUUAUUUCCACAUCUUGGAAAUCAACCAUGUGUAA